AAAUCUCAAACCCUAAUUCCCGUAUCCUUGUUUCAAGCUAACUUAUCAAGUCCAGAAUCUGGGCAAGAGGCAGGCAUUCUUGCAGGGGGGCACCAAUCUAGGGGAAGAGGAUAACCUCAGCUUAAGAAAGGGACAAAAGAUUGAAGAAGCAACAACUCUACGAGCCUAGGGUUGGUGCUUGGUUAGGGAGAAAUUCAAAGAAACUUGCUUGAUCCGCCUAACCUUUCUAAGCUAUGGAUAUUGAAGAAGAUAUCAAGGCCCUUCAGCUUGAUUCAUCUGCAGAAGAUACUCCUAUGGCUAAUGCUGAUGAUGGGAAACUUGACGAAGUUGUAAAGUCUGAUGAAACUGACACAGGAGAUGUUAAGCAUGAGCCACAAGCAAACUCAGAGCCAAUGCAUAUUGAGCCUAAAAGCAUUACAGAAGAAAAAGAGAAGAAAAGUCCAGCUCUAGAUGAUAUUAAUGAUGAGGUGGAACUCAACAAAAAGCGACAUAUCAAUGUUGUCUUUAUUGGGCAUGUUGAUGCUGGGAAGUCAACUAUUGGUGGUCAGAUUCUAUUCCUUAGUGGACAAGUAGAUGACCGUACAAUCCAGAAAUAUGAGAAAGAAGCAAAGGAUAAAAGUAGAGAGAGCUGGUACAUGGCAUAUAUCAUGGACACAAAUGAAGAAGAGAGGGUUAAGGGUAUUACUGUUGAAGUUGGAAGGGCACAUUUUGAAACAGAAACUACAAGAUUCACAAUUUUGGAUGCUCCGGGACACAAGAGUUAUGUUCCAAAUAUGAUUAGUGGAGCAUCUCAAGCUGAUAUAGGUGUACUGGUGAUAUCUGCAAGGAAGGGUGAGUUUGAAACUGGAUAUGAAAGAGGUGGACAAACACGUGAGCAUGUUCAACUUGCAAAGACUCUUGGAGUUACAAAGCUCCUCAUUGUUGUAAAUAAAAUGGACGAACCUACUGUCAACUGGUCAAAAGAAAGGUAUGAUGAAAUUGAGGGGAAAAUGAUACCUUUUCUGAAGUCUUCUGGAUAUAAUGUGAAGAAAGAUGUUCAAUUUCUUCCCAUAUCUGGGCUUUUGGGUUCAAAUUUGAAAACAAGAUUGGAUAGAAGUGUUUGUCCAUGGUGGAAUGGCCCCUGUCUAUUUGAAGCUCUUGAUGCGGUUGAAGUCCCACAUCGUGAUCCUAAAGGUCCUUUCAGAAUGCCAAUUAUUGAUAAAUUUAAAGACAUGGGAACAGUUGUUAUGGGUAAAGUAGAAUCUGGUAGCAUACGUGAGGGAGACAAUUUGUUGGUGAUGCCUAAUAAGGCUCCUGUUAAAGUUCUUGCCGUAUUCAUAGAUGAAGACAAGGUUCGACGUGCAGGGCCUGGGGAAAACUUGCGAGUCAGAUUAUCCGGGGUUGAGGAAGAGGAUAUCUUGUCGGGUUUUGUUUUGUGCAGUGUUGCUAAGCCGGUACCUGCUGUUACUGAGUUUGUUGCUCAAUUGUCAAUCCUGGAGUUGCUGGAUAAUGCAAUUUUUACUGCUGGAUACAAGGCUGUGUUGCACAUUCACUCAGUUGUUGAGGAAUGUGAAAUUGUAGAGUUGAUGCAGCAAAUUGAUCCUAAAACAAGGAAACCGAUGAAAAAGAAACCACUCUUUGUAAAGAAUGGUGCUUUUGUUGUGUGCCGCGUUCAGGUAAACAGUCUGAUAUGCAUUGAGAAAUUUUCUGAUUUUGCCCAGCUUGGAAGAUUCACUCUUCGCACAGAGGGGAAAACUGUUGCUGUGGGCAAAGUGACUAGUCUUCCUACUGUAGGUGACAAUGCAUAGAAUUUUUGUAAUCUCUAAGGUUAUACUCUGUACCAGUUUGAGCUGGAGUUUUUGACGGAAUGAGGAAUGAGAUAUACUGAUACUGAUGGUGUCAACGGAGUCUGGGGUAUCUGUGGAUAUUAGGCAAUCAGUAUUGUACUUAAUGUAUGUCAUUUAGACCCUUCAUUGUUGGAAGGGUUUUUAUUCAAGUUUCAAUUUUGGAUUUUUUUUUUUUAAAUUCUUAUUAUUUCUACUCUAAAUUCGAGUUGGUUUGCUCUAGUGCCUUGUGCUACAUUUUCCUUUAUAAAUAUUUUUGGAUGAAGAUUCAAUUGUCUCACAA
Molecule: messenger RNA, 2106 nt
Organism: Ipomoea nil (Japanese morning glory)
Lineage: Eukaryota; Viridiplantae; Streptophyta; Magnoliopsida; Solanales; Convolvulaceae
Product: eukaryotic peptide chain release factor GTP-binding subunit ERF3A-like
Exons: 20
Coding region: 234-1787 (517 amino acids)
Biological process (GO): translation
Cellular component (GO): translation release factor complex
Molecular function (GO): GTPase activity; GTP binding; translation release factor activity
Source: RefSeq, a predicted model, not a curated record